Messenger RNA from Lucilia cuprina (Australian sheep blowfly), 769 nucleotides. RefSeq lists its product as uncharacterized. The record is from RefSeq and is a predicted model, not a curated record. The transcript has 2 exons. The coding region runs from base 23 to 691 and encodes 222 amino acids. Lineage: Eukaryota; Metazoa; Arthropoda; Insecta; Diptera; Calliphoridae.
CUUUAAACUAGCAGCAGUAAAUAUGAAGUAUUCCUUAAUUUUCUUAUUGUGUGGUCUCUGUUUGGUGGCCGUAAGUGCCAACAUUGAAGUAGCCUCUUCGAGCGAGGAAGAUUUUGAUCUUGACUACGAAUAUGUUGCCAAUGAUAUUGCCGAAGAUGUAUCAACUGAAAUUGAUCCUCAAUUUAUUCCUUGGUUAGGCAUUUACUUUAUCAUACACAAAGCUUUGACCGGUAUUAAGGGUGUUAAAUGUACCGUUAAGGAAGUUGUUAGCAUUAAAACUGCUGCCCAACAAUUCCUCGAUGAAAUUGAAUUGUGUGGCGAUGAUGUUAAUGCCAAAGCUCAACAAUUAAUUGAAACUUGCAAAAAUAUCGUUGUUACUGCCAAUAAUAUCAUCAAUGUUAAUAUUAACGCUUGUGGUGCUACCCCACCUUCUACCACCACUUUUGAUGUUGAAGACGAAGAUGUUAUGGAGCCCGCUGUUCAGAAAACCAAAAUUAGCUGUUUCUUUAAAUUGUUGGGUAAAACUUUGAAAUUAAAGAAUCAAAUUAGACGUGCUAUUCGUUUGAUUAGACAGAUUCCUAAGGUUCCUGGUACCGCUAACGAAUGUGUCAAUACUGCCGCCCAAAACUUAGGAAAUGUUUUCAAUCAAUUCCCCUCUAAGGUGAAAUAUUGUUCUAAGUUAUUUCAUUAAAUUGUAAUGCGAUUUGGAUUAAAGAUUAUUGAAGUGUGGAAGGACAAACAUAAUUGAAUAAAUAAUUUUGCAAGAAAA